AUGUACGGCUCAGGGCCCCAGACGGGCAUCUCCACGCCCCGAUCGCAGGCCUCGCUGCGUCCCCUCAUUCUCUCACACGGCUCGCUCGAGCAUACGCUCCUUAUACCCACCGCCCUCCACUAUAGCGCCUCCGCGCUGAAAGAUGCCUUCAAUGCCACCCUACCAGAACCCACGGACGAGCUCGCGCAGGACGAGGAACCGUCGUCCGUCCCUGAGCUCGUUGCUCGGUAUCUCGGCUUCGUUGCUCAGGAGACAGACGAAGAUCCAGAGUCGUUCGAGGAAGUGCUCAAGGUUGUGUUGAACGAGUUCGAGCGCGUGUUCCUUCGCGGGAACGACGUGCAUGCUCUCGCCGCCUCGCUACCGGGAAUCGAGCAGAAAAAGCUCAUAACCGUUAAGGGUUACUAUGCAGCUCGCGCUGCCGCCGGCAGGCCAAUUAAAACCCACGAAUCCGCCCUUUUCCGGGAAGCCUCGGACGACAAUGCCUUCAUAUACUCGGUAUUCGGAGGUCAAGGCAACAUUGAGGAGUACUUCGAUGAACUGCGCGAGGUGUACCAGACGUACCCAUCCUUCCUUGAAGACUUCGUCGCUGCUGCGGCAUCGCACCUGCAGCGGCUCUCCCGGGAUCCCAGCGCUGAAAAGCUAUACCCGAAAGGACUCGACGUUAUGCGAUGGCUGCACAACCGCGAUUCGCAACCGGAUACCGACUACCUGGUGUCUGCGCCAGUCAGCUUGCCCCUGAUCGGUCUUACCCAGCUUGCCCACUACGUUGUGGUCUGCAGAGCCAUGGGCACAAACCCUGGCCGCCUACGGGAACGCAUGAGGGGUGCAACCGGCCACUCGCAAGGUGUCGUGACGGCUGCUGCGAUUGCAGCGUCGAGCGACUGGGUCACUUUCGACAAACACUCAAGAGAUGCGCUGACUAUCCUCUUUUGGAUUGGGUCUCGCAGCCAGCAGGCUUACCCUAAAACUUCCAUAGCACCUGGUAUCCUGCAAGACUCAGUGGACAGCGGUGAAGGCGUGCCUACACCCAUGCUUUCCAUCCGAGACCUUCCUCGCGCCGCGGUCCAGUCUCACAUUGAUGCUACGAACCAGCAUCUACCAGAGUACAGACACGUUGGCAUCUCGCUAGUUAACAGCGCUCGCAACUUCGUCGUUACCGGCCCGCCGAUCUCUCUCUAUGGUCUCAACCUCCGGCUGCGAAAGGUCAAGGCCCCAACUGGGCUAGACCAGACGCGUAUCCCGUUCACUGACCGAAAGAGUCGUUUUGUGAGCCGCUUUCUGCCCAUCACCGCUCCUUUCCACAGCCCCUACUUGGCGGAAGCGUCGAAGCUUCUCGACGACGACCUCAAGAACAUCGUCUUGAGCAGCGAUGAGCUUGGCAUUGCCAUGUACGAUACGAACACCGGAAAGGAUCUCCGCAAGGAGAAGUCUGCUAAUAUCGUGCCUGCGCUGGUACGGAUGAUCACACAUGAUACCGUCAACUGGGAGAAGGCGACCGUCUUUCCCAAAGCUACCCAUAUCAUCGACUUCGGCCCUGGAGGUAUCUCAGGCCUUGGUGUCCUUACCAACCGCAACAAGGAUGGCACUGGCGUCCGCGUCAUCCUUGCGGGCGCUAUGGACGGCACCAACACUGAGGUCGGCUACAAACCUGAGCUCUUCGAUCGUGAUGCGCAGGGUGUGAAGUUUGCCCCGAAUUGGGUCAAGGAGCACGGUCCCCGGCUGGUCAAGACCUCCGCAGGUCAAACCAUCGUCGACACAAAGAUGAGCCGAAUGCUUGGUCUGCCACCAGUCAUGGUCGCCGGCAUGACACCUUGCACCGUGCCUUGGGACUUUGUCGCAGCCACGAUGAACGCUGGCUACGAGAUCGAACUUGCUGGUGGCGGCUAUUACAACGACCGCACCUUCACCGAGGCCAUCACGAAGAUCGAGAAGUCAAUCCCCGCAGGCCGCGGUAUUACUAUCAACUUGAUUUAUGUCAACCCUCGUGCCAUGGCCUGGCAAAUUCCCAUGAUGGCACGACUUCGCGCUGAUGGCGUUCCUAUCGAUGCUCUCACCAUCGGAGCCGGCGUUCCCUCCAUCGAGGUCGCUAAUGAAUACAUUGAGACUAUUGGCAUCAAGCGCAUCGCAUUCAAGCCUGGCUCCGUAGAAGCCAUCCAGGCGGUCAUCAACAUCGCCAAGGCCAACCCGAUGUUUCCUGUCAUUCUCCAAUGGACUGGCGGUCGCGGUGGUGGGCAUCACUCUUUCGAAGACUUCCAUCAGCCUAUCCUCCAGAUGUACAGCAGGAUCCGCAAGUGCAAGAAUCUCGUCCUCGUUGCAGGCAGUGGUUUCGGUGGUGCCGACAACACUUACCCAUACCUCACCGGCACCUGGUCUACCAAGUUCGGCUACCCGCCGAUGCCCUACGAUGGAUGCCUGUUUGGCAGCAGAAUGAUGGUUGCUAAGGAGGCUCACACGUCCAAGGCCGCCAAGCAGGCCAUCGUCGAUGCUCCUGGCUUGGAUGAUGGCGAAUGGGAGAAGACCUACAAAGGGCCUGCUGGUGGUGUUAUCACCGUCCGGUCUGAAAUGGGCGAGCCCAUUCACAAGCUCGCAACCCGAGGCGUUCUGUUCUGGGCGGAGAUGGACCAGAAAAUCUUCAGUCUGGACAAGGCUAAGCGCGUGCCCGAACUCAAGAAGAACCGCGAGUACAUCAUCAAGAAGCUCAACGACGACUUCCAGAAAGUCUGGUUUGGGCGCAACUCAGCCGGCGAGUCCGUCGAUUUGGAAGACAUGACCUACGGUGAAGUCAUCCGACGAAUGGUUGAUCUUAUGUUUGUGAAGCACGAGUCCCGAUGGAUCGAUAAGAGCCUUGCUCGUUUGACCGGCGAUUUCAUCCGUCGGGUGGAAGAGCGUUUCAGUGCUGGCGCCGGCAAGCCGUCCAUCAUACAGAGCUACUCUGAGCUUGACAACCCAUUCCCGGUUGUCGAGAAAGUGCUGCAGGAGUAUCCGGAAGCGGACAAUCAGCUCAUCAACGCGCAAGAUGUACAACACUUGCUUCUCCUCUGCCAGCGCCGAGGCCAGAAGCCAGUUCCCUUCGUACCGGUCCUCGAUGACACUUUCGAGUUCUUCUUCAAGAAGGAUUCUCUCUGGCAAUCAGAAGACUUGGAAGCCGUUGUAGAUCAAGACGUCGGCCGAGUAGCCAUUCUGCAGGGUCCCAUGGCUGCGAAGUACUCGACGAUUGUCGACGAGCCGGUCAAGGACAUUCUGGACGGUGUUCACCAGGGUCACAUCAAGUACUUGACCGAGGAUCUUUAUGGCGGUGACGAGUCCAAGAUCCCCACCAUUGAAUACUUCGGUGGCAAGCUGCUCGAAGCCAGCGAUAACAUCAAUGUCGAAGGCCUAACUGUCUCUGAGGAAGCCGACAGGCACGUUUACCUACUGUCUAAUGCGCCUAACGCCACCCUGCCUGAAACCGAUCAGUGGAUGUCACUCCUCGCAGGCAGAGAGUAUUCAUGGCGCCAUGCUUUCUUCACUGCCGACGUCUUCAUCCAAGGCCAGCGAUUCCAGACUAACCCGAUGGCCCGCAUCUUCCGGCCAACCCCAGGCAUGUCAGUUGAGAUACUUCACCCGAGCGACCCAUCCCGGACUGUCAUCAAAGUUAGGGAGCCGCUUCCGGGUGGCAAGCCCACUCAGACCGUCGAGGUUGGCCCUCUUAGUGAGCGUGAGAUUGUGGUUAAGAUGAUCGAGCAGCGGACCGCCACUGGCAAGCCCCUCUCGCUGGAUCUUAAAUUCACAUAUCACCCAGAGACUGGCUAUGCCCCUAUUCGCGAGGUUAUGGAAGCCCGCAAUGACCACAUCAAGGAGUUCUACUACAAGAUAUGGUUUGGAGAAGACUCUGUUCCUUUCGAUGCCUCAGUCACGUCUAAGUUCGAGGGCGGCAGAGCUACUGUCACGAGCGAAGCCAUUAACGACUUUGUCCACGCCGUUGGCAACACCGGUGAGGCCUUCGUCGACCGACCGGACAAGGAAGUCUACGCUCCUAUGGACUUCGCCAUCGUUGUGGGAUGGAAGGCUAUCACCAAGCCAAUUUUCCCUCGGGCAAUCGAUGGUGACCUUCUCAAGCUGGUUCAUCUGUCCAAUGGCUUCAGGAUGAUUCCUGGUGCCGAGCCUCUUAAGAAGGGCGAUGUGCUGGACACCACCGCUCAGAUAAACGCAGUCAUCAACCAGGACUCUGGCAAGAUGGUCGAGGUCUGCGGCACAAUUACCCGCGAGGGCAAGCCUGUCAUGGAAGUCACCAGUCAGUUCUUGUACCGUGGCGCCUACAGCGACUUCGAGAAUACUUUCCAGAGGAAGACGGAGACUCCCAUGAAUCUGCACCUGGCGACAAGCAAAGAUGUUGCUAUCCUGCGCUCUAAGGAGUGGUUCCAUCUGGAAGACCCUGAUGUCGAUCUCCUGAACAAGACUUUAACCUUCAAGCUGCAGUCUUUGGUUCGCUUCAAGAACAAGACUGUCUUCAGCACUGUGGAGACUGUCGGCGAGGUUCUACUUGAGUUGCCCACGAAGGAGGUCAUCCAAGUUGCGUCGGUCGAGUAUGAGGCUGGUGCAUCUCAUGGUAACCCAGUUCUCGACUACCUACAGCGCAACGGCGCGAAGCUCGACCAGCCCGUCACCUUCGAGAACCCGAUCCCGUUGAACGGCAAGACCCCGCUGACCCUGAAGGCACCGGCGACGAACGAGACAUAUGCUCGUGUCUCUGGCGACUACAACCCCAUCCACGUCUCGCGGGUCUUCGCCAGCUACGCCAAUCUGCCCGGCACCAUCACUCACGGCAUGUACUCAAGUGCUGCCGUCAGGAGCUUGGUGGAGACUUGGGCCGCCGAGAACAACGUCGGCCGCGUGCGCAGCUUCCACGCUUCGCUGGUUGGCAUGGUCCUACCGGAUGACUUGAUCGAUGUCAAGCUCCAGCACGUCGGCAUGGUCUCUGGGCGCAAGAUCAUCAAGGUCGAGGCUAGCAACCGCGAGAGCGAGGAGAAAGUCCUGCUCGGUGAGGCGGAGGUUGAGCAACCGACAUCUGCCUACGUCUUUACUGGCCAAGGCUCUCAAGAGCAGGGCAUGGGUAUGGACCUGUACAACAGCUCGCCCGUGGCUGCUGAGGUCUGGGACCGCGCCGACAAGCACUUCAUGGACAACUAUGGUUUCGCUAUCACCAACAUCGUGAAGAACAACCCCAAGGAGCUCACCAUCCACUUCGGUGGUCCGCGCGGCAAGGCCAUCAGGCAAAACUACAUGUCGAUGACUUUCGAGACCGUCGCCGCGGACGGCUCGAUCAAGUCCGAGAAGAUCUUCAAGGAGAUCGACGAGAACACCACAUCUUACACCUACCGCUCGCCCACCGGCCUCCUAUCCGCAACGCAGUUCACACAGCCCGCCCUCACGCUCAUGGAGAAGGCGAGCUUCGAGGACAUGAGGGCCAAGGGUGUCGUGCAGCAGAACAGCUCCUUCGCCGGACAUUCUCUAGGCGAAUACUCCGCUCUCGCAGCGCUAGCAGAGGUGAUGCCGAUCGAGUCCCUCGUCUCCGUCGUCUUCUACCGCGGUCUCACGAUGCAAGUCGCCGUCGAGCGAGACGAGGCCGGCCGGUCGAACUACAGCAUGUGCGCCGUGAACCCGUCGCGCAUCAGCAAGACCUUCAACGAGCAAGCCCUCCAAUACGUCGUCGAGAACAUCGCCGAGACCACGGGCUGGCUUCUCGAGAUCGUCAACUACAACAUCGCGAACGCGCAGUACGUGUGCGCGGGCGACCUCAGGGCACUGGACUGCCUGACCAACGUGACCAACUACCUCAAGCAGCAGAAGAUCGACAUCCAGGCGCUGAUGCAGAAGAUGAGCCUCGAGGACGUAAAGGCGCACCUCGUGGAGAUCAUCCAGGGGUGCGCGCAGCAGACGGAAGCGAAGCCCAAGCCGCUAGACCUGCAGCGCGGGUUCGCGACCAUCCCGCUCAAGGGCAUCGACGUGCCGUUCCACAGCACCUUCCUGCGGUCCGGCGUCAAGCCGUUCCGCAGCUUCCUGCUCAAGAAGAUCAACAAGACGAGCAUCGAUCCGCAGAAGUUGGUCGGGAAGUACAUCCCGAAUGUUACGGCGAAGCCGUUUGAGCUCACCAAGGAGUACUUUGAGGAUGUGUAUCGCUUGACGAAUAGUCCGAAGAUUGGGAAUAUCUUGGCGAAUUGGGAAAAGUAUGAGGAGGGCAAAGAGCAGAAGGCUGCGGUGGCGGCGUAG
Messenger RNA from Coniosporium apollinis CBS 100218, 6249 nucleotides. RefSeq names its product fatty acid synthase. The transcript is spliced from 2 exons. Gene Ontology annotation, cellular component: fatty acid synthase complex. The record is from RefSeq and is a predicted model, not a curated record. Gene Ontology annotation, molecular function: [acyl-carrier-protein] S-malonyltransferase activity; enoyl-[acyl-carrier-protein] reductase (NADH) activity; [acyl-carrier-protein] S-acetyltransferase activity. Gene Ontology annotation, biological process: long-chain fatty acid biosynthetic process. Lineage: Eukaryota; Fungi; Ascomycota; Dothideomycetes. The coding region runs from base 1 to 6249 and encodes 2082 amino acids.